Aspergillus niger is the source of this 267-nucleotide messenger RNA. RefSeq lists its product as uncharacterized. The transcript has 3 exons. Bases 1 to 267 code for a protein of 88 amino acids. NCBI's taxonomy places the organism in Eukaryota, Fungi, Ascomycota, Eurotiomycetes, Eurotiales, Aspergillaceae. The record is from RefSeq and is a predicted model, not a curated record.
AUGGAGAGGGGGAAAGAAAGAUCUUGGAGUGAAGUCGGGAAAUACCCCCAGCUGUUACACACCUUGGGGGGGAAAUCGGGCGUGCAAAGGGGACCAAGCGAGGGAAAGGGAGGCGAACAGGGAGCAGGAGAGGCAGGCAGAAUUGCGGAAGUUGCGCUCACGAGUCAGCACACUAGGUUGAGACUUGGUCCUUAUCCGUUACCGACUAACCCCAAUCGGGCAAUGCAUUCCAGCGCUCUCGUGAAUCGCCGUGAGUGGAUAGUAUGA